UUAUUUCUUUGACUUACGGAACUUAGAGAGAAAAAGGGUGCACGGAACCUUCUCGCAAGACCAGGUUCUGUUGUGGGUCUCUGUUCUUACUUCGCCCCACAAAAAGGGCCUCGUUUUCUCUCCAUACGAUACCCUAAAAACUGGGAAAAACGAAAAUUUCCUGGAAAGUGUCCGCUUUUCUUCACGUUACAACUCAGCAGCAACCUCGUGUUCAAUGUGCAUUUUAUGGCAGACCCCUAAAAAAUAAAGCCUGGGGCAAACGCUGGGUCGCCAUUAACAUAGACUCAUAUUGCCGCGACAUGCCACCAACUCAGAUAAGCGUUUUGGUGCUUUUGUGCUAUCUAGAUGCUUUACAAGGUUUGCGCUGGAUAAAAAACGUGUAUAGCUUGUACUUUCUAGGGUUUUUAUGACUCCACGGUGAAAGGAAAGAAGCUAGGAGAUCUUGGCAAUUUCAGGCGAGAAAGCCAAUAAGUGUUUAGAAUUUAGGGUUUUGGUGCAAAAAUCGUUUUUUCCUGUGAUUAUGGUUUGCAUGAAUAGUUAUUUGAAGAGAGUUUGUGGUGGUGAUAGGGCUUAAGGUUCCAGAAUAAUGCUAAAUCCAGAAAGGCGAUUAAAAGGAUUUGAGAAAACACAUUUGUUGGCUUGUUGCUCUCCUAGAAUUUUGUAUGAAUGCUAGAGUUGGUCUCCGAGAAUUUUGUAUGAAUGCUAGUUUGAUUUAAAAUUGAACUUAUCAAAAUCUAUGGCUAAUUGGGCUUUUACUAUACGAAGAGCCACAGCGACAUGGCAAGCGUCUCGACCCCUUUCAAGUCAGGCCUCCGGCCUUUCUCCCAUUGAGUUACACCUUGCCUUUACUUCUAGGGCAAGGGCAAGAGCAAGAGAACAACCUACUUUACCAUCCCAGACUUGUAGGGAGAUAUCACAGCUUGUGAAAACAAAUGGAAAACGGGCCUUCCUUGUGGACACUCUUGCACUGGUUAGAAGAUUAGAAGCACAAGGUGUACCAUCAAACCAUGCUGAGGCGAUAACAGCAGCUAUUACUGAAGUUCUGAAUGAUAGCUUGGAAAAUGUGGCUCAGUCUUUUGUCUCAAAAAUGGAGAUGCAGAAAAGUGAAAUGAUUCAAGAAUCUAACAUCUCAAAAUUUAAAUCUGAAGUUCAAAGUUCUCAGGAGCACCAUUUUUCUUUGCUUCAACGUGAAACAGAAAAGCUUCGAACUGAUAUAGAAAAGAUGCGCAGUGAGCUAAGGUAUGAGAUCGACAAAGUUACUGCAGGACAACGUCUUGAUUUGAACCUGGAAAGGGGACGCAUACGUGAUGAGCUUGCCAAUCAAAGUGCAGAAACCUCUAGUCUCACUAACAAGCUUGACAGGGAAAUCCAUGCUUUAAGGGCUCAGUUGGAAGCAGCCAAAUACGACGUGAUCAAAUACUGCAUCGGAACUUUGGUCUCGAUUUCAGCUGUUGGGAUUGCUGUUCUCCGCAUUCUUAUGUGAUAAACAACUUGAUAGUUUCUUAAAAAUUCUUUUACUUAAUUCUUGACCACCCCCUUAUUUGAAAGGGUGGGCAUGUUCUGGACUUGUUUGGCACAAUCAAGCAGUCCACGUACUUCUGAUUGCUUUGUAAUUCUCAUUUGGUUGUGUAUUUUGUCGAAAGAAAAGGGAAAACAAUCAUUUAUAGAAGUCGGAUUUUUUUCUCGAAUGUCCUAAUUCUUGUUGGAAAUAUUGGCCACCCUGUGAAUAAUUGGAAGGGUGAGUGGCAAUAUCUAAUGCCCAAUAAUUUUAAACAGAUGUAUAAUUUCUGUUUAUUGAGAAAGAAAGGAGAAAUGAUUGAUUA
Messenger RNA from Amborella trichopoda, 1823 nucleotides. Its product is annotated as protein FMP32, mitochondrial. The record is from RefSeq and is a predicted model, not a curated record. Gene Ontology annotation, cellular component: mitochondrion. NCBI's taxonomy places the organism in Eukaryota, Viridiplantae, Streptophyta, Magnoliopsida, Amborellales, Amborellaceae.